Molecule: messenger RNA, 332 nt
Organism: Didymodactylos carnosus
Lineage: Eukaryota; Metazoa; Rotifera; Eurotatoria; Philodinida; Philodinidae
Source: the annotation of a GenBank genome assembly
AUGGACUGGAUCACCCCGGACCGUGCUGUUCUUGGGGAUGGGUUGACGUACAAGGUGGACUGGCAGCCCCAGCAUUGUAAAGGGUGCACAGGUAUGGAAAUGUCACAUAGGAUGCCCUCCUUUCCCUCAGCCUGCCUUCAGCUUCCUCAGGCAUGAAGACAACUUCCCAUCAGAACCUCUUUUCUUCCCUUUCUCCACCACACAGACGAGACCCAUGAGAGGGAGAAACAGCUCAAUAGAUACUGCUGACCUUCAUUUGUGGAAUCCUCAGUCAUCUACAGACAAAGAGGUGACUAGACAGGGACCCAAAUCAAACACCAUUUCCGGGUCCU